AUGUCCCAACAUUUUGAAUCAAACUUUUCGAUACGUAAUUUAUUAGCAAACGAAGACGGUAUUAACCCAGCGCUAACACCACCACCAUCUGAUAGAUCCAAGUCACGGAACGAGCUGAUGUCGCCUGACAAAGACAACUGUGGCAGUCGGCCCAACUAUUCMUACAGUGAGUUGAUAACCAUGGCAAUMCGUAGCAGUACUGAAGGCAAACUUACUUCGAAUGCUAUACAGAACUGGAUCAGUGAAAAGUUCCCUUACUAUCGCAAAGAAGAGCAUGGCUGGCAGAAUAGGUURAAGCAGACUCUGAGUACAAGCUCUUGUUUUUGCAAAAUUCGUCGGCCUAUAAAUGACCCUGGGCGUGGAUGUUAUUGGGCAAUUAGUCCAGAAGAGGGAGCACUUCAGGCUCAGCAGCCGGUUGAUGGCAGUGAGGCGGUAAUUGGGGCAAUAGUGAAUGGUGUWUCGUAUCCUCAGGCUCCAAAUGCGGUGUACUUUCCCUCGCCACAAGAAAUGCAGGAAGCUCAUCAGACCAUGUUGGUUCAGGCGCUACAAGAGCAAGAAACCUGGUACCAAUACCACUUGGAACAAGCCCAACUCAUAGAGCAGAUGAUCAUGGCGUUGCGGCAACAGCAGUUUCAACAACAAUACGAGGAAAUGCAUCAACARCUCGAAUCUCAAAAACGGCAAAUUACUUUUCUUACGGAUCAGCAAAUAUCAGCGUAG
Bactrocera latifrons is the source of this 720-nucleotide messenger RNA. Its product is annotated as forkhead box protein A4-A-like. The record is from RefSeq and is a predicted model, not a curated record. Lineage: Eukaryota; Metazoa; Arthropoda; Insecta; Diptera; Tephritidae. Gene Ontology annotation, molecular function: DNA-binding transcription factor activity, RNA polymerase II-specific; RNA polymerase II cis-regulatory region sequence-specific DNA binding. Gene Ontology annotation, biological process: regulation of transcription by RNA polymerase II. Bases 1 to 720 code for a protein of 239 amino acids. The transcript has a single exon.